This is a messenger RNA of Dunckerocampus dactyliophorus (ringed pipefish), 3179 nucleotides long. It is a transcript of the gene igf1, whose product is annotated as insulin-like growth factor 1. The transcript has 5 exons. Bases 415 to 963 code for a protein of 182 amino acids. NCBI's taxonomy places the organism in Eukaryota, Metazoa, Chordata, Actinopteri, Syngnathiformes, Syngnathidae. Gene Ontology annotation, cellular component: extracellular region. Gene Ontology annotation, molecular function: growth factor activity; hormone activity. The record is from RefSeq and is a predicted model, not a curated record.
AGUCUUACAAAGAUCAUAAUUCAAGAAGCCCGUUCUGAGAAGGAGAGAAAAAAAGAGAAAAGAAAGAAAUGACGUGAUUUGAACGCGUGCCCAAAAGUCCUUAAUGAAUAAGUUAGGACGAGUAGGAGGCAAAUGCUGGCCCAGCUGUUUCCUGUUGAAAAUGUCUGUGUGUGUAAUGUAGAUAAAUGUCAGGGAUUUUCUCUCUAAAUCCGUCUCCUGUUCGCUAAAUCUCACUUCUCCAAAACGAGCGUGCGCAAUGGAACAAAGUGGGAAUAUUGCGAUGUGACAUUGGCCGCAUCUCGUCCGCGUUUUCUCUCCCGAUUCCUUCUUCUUUUUUUCUUCUUUUCUUUUUUUUAUGACUUGAAACAAGUUGACUUUUCGCCGGGUUUUUGGUUCUUGUGGAGACCCGCGGGGAUGUCCUGCGCUCUUUCCUUCCAGUGGCAUUUAUGGGACGUCCUCAAGAGUGCGAUGUGCUGGAUCUCCUGUAGCCACACCCUCUCACUACUGCUGUGCGUCCUCAGCCUGACUCCAGCGGCUGCAGGGGCGAGGCCAGAGACUCUGUGCGGGGCGGAGCUGGUCGACACGCUGCAGUUCGUGUGCGGAGAGAGGGGCUUUUAUUUCAGUAAACCGACAGGCUACGGCCCCAACGCCCGGCGGUCGCGGGGCAUCGUGGACGAGUGCUGCUUCCAGAGCUGCGAGCUGCGGCGCCUGGAAAUGUACUGCGCUCCCGCCAAGACCAGCAAGGCGGCCCGCUCGGUGCGCGCCCAGCGCCACACGGACGCGCCCAGGGCCACCAAGGUCAGCAAGGCCGACAAGGGCUCGGAGCGGCGGACAGCGUCGCAGACGGACAAGACAAAAAACAAGAAGAGACCUUCACCUGGACAUAGUCACUCAGCCUUUAAGGAGGUGCAUCCCAAAAACUCGAGUCGAGGCAACGCCGGGGGCCGGAGUUACCGAAUGUAGGGGGUGGGGGCGGAGCUUGGCCGCCUGCCCGGCAGCGUGGGAAGGGAAGGAGGCAGUGGCCUUACUUGGUGCCCCCGGUUCACUGUAGAAGCAGACAAAGACGACGGUAACGAGGGCGUGAAAAACGACUGAAACCCGAAAGUGAAGCGGCGUUCCUUGGAAAGGGGGGGGGAGGGGUGGUUGUUAUUAUUUUCGACACUGCACCGUUGUAUUUGUUAUUAAUGCCAUGUAACAAACCAUAGUUUAGCUGCUAGGACGCGAACAUGACCAAGUUCCAAUCCUUCCAUUUACCCAUCAUGCAUUGCAUCGCCAGCCAGUACAUCUCAAAGCGUGUCAGCACCCUUGUGGCUAAUUGGAGUCGGUGGACGCCGAGCCAAACCCCCACCGAGCCUCAGGAAGUGUCGAGGUCCAGUCUGCAGUCCAAAGCCAUCCAUUAUGACACCAUUAGAGGAGAUUUACAGCCUCCCCGACCACUUUUCUUUUUUAAUAUGCAAACAGGGGAGCCAAACUCAAUUCAAGAUUUUUCCUGCUGCUUGUCAGAACCGAGUCACCCGUGGAUUCAAAGUGCAUUUGCCGUCGGCGAGCGGAAUAAAGGUUUGUUUGCAGCAUCAACGUUGAGGCUGCUUUCGAUCGAGGACCCCAACACGCACAGUGGGGGGCGCGUUUAAUGUGGCUACGUGCGCGUUAGUCAUGAUUUGUAAGCGAGCAAACUCCGCCCGAAUGAUGUUUCUGUCCCCGCCUCCUCCGCCUGCAUAUAAUCCGAAACACUUAUGUUAAUCUAUGCAUUACUAUCGUUCAUAUAGGAAUACGUGUCCACUGUAUUAUGGUGCUACUUGGAUGACGGACAGAUGCUACAUCAGAGGUCUUCUUCUUCUUCUCCUUUUGCACAGCCUCUAGGCCACCGCUGUAAUUGUUGUCUUUUUGGAAGUCAUUGUGCGACCAAAAUGUAUCUGUGUGUGCAAUCUGUGAACGCAUGGACAAAACCAAUAGCGUGCUGUGGUCCCUUGCAGGCAGAAUGCUAUUUUUUCUACUGUUUUUUUUAAAUUAUUUUCUCAACGAGCCCUGAAUGCCAAAAAGGAAUAAAAACAGAAUAGCUCCGCAAAAGUACUGUGAACUGUGAACCCCACCCUCCCCGCUAAUAGUAUGGAGAUUUAUCAAAAUGAAAGAGUGGAACCUUGGUUAGCGUCCUCCCCGGUUAGCGUGUUUUCGUUGGAAAUUUACACCAAAAUUUUGCUGCCGUUUGCGUACAAUAUGUCUUUUUUAAAACCCUGUGUGAGUCCAACUGUGUUCUUAAUGUAUUUGUAAUCACACAACCUGCCGUUACCAUCCUUAGCUUGCUAACAAAAUGGCAACCCGGAACUGAAAGUCAGCUAUGUCGCCCGCGGUUUGGGUUAACAUUUUUGGCUUUCCGGAAAUGAUUCAUUGCCGUUACAUGAUUUCUUACGGGAAAAAUGUAUUCAUCUGUUUCAAAUUACGAACGAAAUAAUGACGCUAACCAAGGUGCCGCUGUAUUUGUUUGUCCGGAGACGCGCUUGGAAUUCUUAUACAGUGAGACUACAAGACAUUUGGACAUUUUUCAGUGCUAAACAUGACAGAAAAUGGCACACACAAAUAUCCCAAAUACCUUUUGCCACAAUUUUUGCCACACUUUCUGUGAAACUCCAAAGGUGUCAUUUUCCUCACUCAUUUCACACAGUCAUGUGCAUUAGCCAAAGCAAUAGCCAGUGGCUAAAUCGUUAGUCUUAGCUCAACACACACACACACACAAAAAUAAGUCAAAACUGAUUAGAAUCUGUCUGUUCCUUUCAUUAAAAAAAAAAUGUGUUCAUUGGUGAGCUACAGCGCUAGUAGUAGCCUUUGUGCUAGGCUAGGCUAUGCUAUGCUAACUAUCUAUCAGCUGGCUUCACUAAAGGUGGCACGGUCUCCCUUCAAGUACACACUAAUCCAUCAAAUCCUGUAUCUUAGUUAGCAGAUCUUUGGAUGAAAUGCCAGUUCUAAGUGUUUUACACACCUUUAGUCAAACGCAGUACAAGCCAAAGACUUUUUUUUUUGUUGUUGUAGCAUAAUCAAAGUAUGCAAGUACAAUUUGGACAUCCUCUCAUUGGAAACGUAAAAUCAGAGAGAAGUUCUCUGAAGUCCGGCAUGACGACGACGGCGCUGUUACCCAUGGUGCUCGGUUGCCUUCUGUAUUAAAAAAAAAAAAAAAAAAAAAAAAA